AUGGAGCGACCUUGCGACUGCGCGGGCUGCUCGCCCUGCCGCUGCUCACCGUGCCGGUGCGCGAAGAGCGAGGACCUUGAGACUCCGUCGACGGACGCCUCGCAGGCCUCUCCCUCCUCUUCUUCUUCCUCUUCUGCGGCGUCGCCUCUCUGCGGUGGUGCGCCGGCCUCCACGGAGGAGAAGAUGAGGGCGUUCCUGACCAAGCACGGCGUCGCGGACUUCUCGAUUGUGCAAGUGCCGUCGCACUACUACGGUAUCUCCCUCGAGGAACGCAGAGCGAUGCUCAACGCCCCCUCCAUCGCGCACCUCUGCAAAACUGUCGUCCUCGAGAACACCAAACACAUCGGAGUGGACGACAAGCUAAACAGCAAGUACUACAUGGUCGUGGUUCAGUACAUUCGAAAAGUCAACGGGGAGCGCGUGAAGGACCUCAUCAAACAAGUCAACGCAGACCGGGGCUUGAAGCUGGGGAACAAGAAGCUGAACUUCAACUUCUGCAGGACGAGCGCCGAGCUGACGGGCUUUGUAUACAACGCCAUCACGCCGUUCGCCUCAAAGACCGAGAUUCCGGUGAUUGUCGACGCGCCGCUGCUCGCGCUGCAGCCGCCGCUGCUGUGGCUGGGGGGCGGCGAAGUCGACCUCAAGCUCCGCGUCAGCUUAGCCGACCUCAUGCGCAUCUACGACCCUCUCGUCGGCUCUGUCUGCUUCGAACAAGACGAGGGCGACGGCGAGGGAGGGAAGGGCGAGGGCGAGGCGGAUCUCGCGCGGCCCGCUGAGCAGAAAGGCGAGUCUGAGGCCGCCGCGGGGGCGAAGCGCGAGGCUGAAGCGUAG
Messenger RNA from Besnoitia besnoiti, 831 nucleotides. Its product is annotated as YbaK/proline-tRNA ligase associated domain-containing protein. The record is from RefSeq and is a predicted model, not a curated record. Bases 1 to 831 code for a protein of 276 amino acids. The transcript has 3 exons. Gene Ontology annotation, molecular function: aminoacyl-tRNA deacylase activity. NCBI's taxonomy places the organism in Eukaryota, Apicomplexa, Conoidasida, Eucoccidiorida, Sarcocystidae.